Messenger RNA from Oncorhynchus mykiss (rainbow trout), 6123 nucleotides. Its product is annotated as sodium channel regulatory subunit beta-4. Gene Ontology annotation, cellular component: plasma membrane; voltage-gated sodium channel complex. Gene Ontology annotation, molecular function: sodium channel regulator activity; transmembrane transporter binding. The record is from RefSeq and is a predicted model, not a curated record. NCBI's taxonomy places the organism in Eukaryota, Metazoa, Chordata, Actinopteri, Salmoniformes, Salmonidae. Gene Ontology annotation, biological process: cardiac muscle cell action potential involved in contraction; regulation of ventricular cardiac muscle cell membrane repolarization; regulation of sodium ion transmembrane transporter activity.
GCUCCCCCUCCCCACUCAUUCGUCCCUGUGCCGGCUAGGGAGACACAUACUGCCUGCCUGCUGCCUGCAGCAUUUGUGCCUGAGCUCCAGGCUCUGCUGUCCCCUCCGCUCCCUCCCCCCACAUGCAGCUCUCCAUCAGAGGGAACGAUGACAUCCUCUCUCCCCUGACUGCCUCCGACUGCUCCACAGCUCUGCGGUGCAGACGCUCACUCUCUCUGAGUGAGUUUUUUCCCUCCCCUCUGCCUGGUCUAGCUCUCAGGCUGUGGGAUUCAGUGGAUAAUCAGUGUGUCGGCGAGCAAGAGUGAGGGACUGAAGCAAAGAGAGAGAGAGAAAGCCUGGAUCAGGUGCAGCAGCCUUGACUUCGUCUGUCUCUUUCUGUCUGUUUUCUGCCUGGCACAUACAGAAGUGUAGACAGAACUCAUAAUUCAGCAAUUAGCCUUCCUUCACCCUCUUUCUCCUCCUCUGGUACUCAUCGCAAAGAAGGAGAGAAGAGGAGGGAGACACUCAUCGCAGGACUUUGCAGAGUGACAAGUAUUGUUUUUUUUUAUUUGCUCGCUCUGCGUCCUACUUUGCCCUACCCCUCCCCUCUAUCCCACCCGCACCCCUGCUUGCUCCAGCCAACACACACCCGCACACCCAGAGUGCGUAUCCAGGGGCAGACAGACAGAUAAACAGACGGACGGACAGAUAAACAGACGGACGCAGUAGGAUAUGGAGUCCAAAGGAAGCGGGAGGUUCUCUAUGUCCAGGUGUUUGAGCUCAGGAGACACCGUCCAUGCCAGUGUUGUCGUCACACUUCUGCUCGGGGUAUGGUGUGCUUCAGCGCUGGAGGUUUCAGUGGGGAAGGUGCCCUUCAUGGAGGCAAUGAACGGCAGCACGGUGCUGUUACCAUGCACCUACUCCAGCUGCAUCGGCAUUAAGAACCUCUACUUCAACUGGCAAUACAACGACAACGGCACCUUCAUGAAGCUGUGUGAGGCAGUGAUCCCCAUGGAAGGUGUGGAACCACGGGUGCAGGUGUACCACGAGCGGAUAGAGUUUGUGGGCAGCAGUAAGCACAACAACAUCUCCAUCCUGCUGUUCAACGUGACCUUCGAGGACGAGGGAGAGUACACCUGUUUCGCCCGGAAUCCCAAGGAGAAGCAUCGCAACCAUAGCGCCAUCUUCACCCUGUUCGUGGUGGAUGAGUUGAAAGUGGUUGACAAUACCGUAACCACCAUCAUCGUGUCUGUCGUGGGCGGGGUCAUUGGCUUGAUCGUCGUUGUCAUGGUGACAAAGACUGUGGUGCUCCUCAUUCUAAAAAAGUCUGCAGAGAAGAACGCUGGGAUUCGAACCGACAGCUCUUCGGCUACCACCUCCCCCCUUUGAAACUGUCAUGGAACAUUGUAAAGAGUGCCUUGUGAGCUCAGGACAGGACAACACAGACAAUGAACUCAAUGCAGCCAAAGCGGACAACAAAGCCACACCGAAGGCAUGAAACAUAUACACCUGUGUAUAUGUACAUACAGCAUAUGUCUGUACAUGUACACAUGCAAAUAUAUUGCACAUACAUAGAAAGAAAGCUAUUAUCAAUGGACUGUUUUAUCUUUAUCUAAUGACACAAGUAUAACAUGAACCAAUGUGAAAUCAAAUGUCAUAUGUCAUAUGUGCUUGAGAUUUGGGGAACAUGACAGGUGAUCGGGGCUGGAUCAGACACACUCCAAUGACACACCUUAUGUGUUGUGUAUUCAGAUUGGGGUUUAAUUGCAGCAUUUAUCUGAAUCAGCUCAAAGUCAAUUUACUGUACAAGCAUUUCUGGAAUCAACAUCGACGUCUCACCAGUUACUCAUUCAUGUUCACGACGUAAAAACGGCAGAUUGACGUUUAUUGGGAUGAAUCUUGUCAUGGGGGCAGAGCUGAGCAUUUUCCGCUAGGUUUAAGGUUAGGAUUUAUAUAUAAGGUUAACAAUGUAAUUAAGGUCAGGGUUAAGGUAAGGUUUAAACCAGAGGAGGCUGGUGGGAGGAGCUAUAGGAGGACCGGCUCAUUGUAAUGGCUGGAAUGGAAUUGAUGGGAGGAGCUAUAGGAGGACCGGCUCAUUGUAAUGGUUGGAAUGGAAUUGAUGGGAGGAGCUAUAGGAGGACCGGCUCAUUGUAAUGGCUGGAAUGGAAUUGAUGGGAGGAGCUAUAGGAGGACCGGCUCAUUGUAAUGGCUGGAAUGGAAUUGAUGGGACGGAUUAGAACGUGGUUUCCACAUGUUUCAUGUGUUUUGAUACCUUUCCAUUUAUUCCAUUCCAGUCAUUACAAUGAGCCCGUCCUCCUAUAGCUCCUCCCACUAGCCUCCUCUCUGGUUAAAAAAUGACAUUUUAAGACUUUGUGGCUUGGCCAGAAGUGACCACCCUGCAGAACUGCCUCCAGGACAAGAUUCAUCCCGAUAAAUGCCAACCUGCAUUAAAAACACAAACUCACACAGUAACUCCCAUACUGUCAAGUUUUACUAACUGCCAUUUUGUAUAUCUAUAACAGCUAUAUAAUAUAUACUAUAUAUAAUAUUCUGACCAUCUCUUCAGCUCUUUUGAUUAAGAGCCAUAUUUAAGGUUGCCAAUGGAGAUUCUUUAUACUCUCUGCAAACCUUUUACAGGGAGCGAACAGCUUCCCUCCUUUAACUAUAAGGAACGUUUACAGUCCAUUUUUGAUGCAGAACAAAUUUCAUACAGUGUCAAUUGUGCCUAUUCCAUAGGAUACACAGUAACUGAAAGAUGUUUGCCACAAUUCUCAACGAUACAGUUACUGAGGUCAAGGCUCUUCAUUAGAUCUGCAUACUGAACACAAAUACUGUUCAGAAGCUUCGGGAGGCAAAGCAGUGGCCUGGUCAUGAGGACAACGUCACUGCAGAGGAAAGGAGUGUGAUAAAGGAGAAGAGGAAGAAGGGAGUCAUUGGAGUGUAAUGUUAGAUCCAGCACAGAAAUGGUUUGAGUCAUUUUUGCAUUAGAUGAAGCACGGGUGCCUGUUUUCACUGCCUGCUCCCUUCGCUUUUCGGGAGCCUCAAAACCGCUGUGAAAAACACACCAAAAAACGUAUAUAUAUAUAUAUAUAUAUAUAUAUAUAUGAAAAUUAAUUCAAGUUUAUGAUGCCGCUUCUAACAAAUAACAAAUGCAUUUUCCGCAUGUGAAUGUUGCUUAUAUAUGAAACACGUCCAUACCCCGGGAAAGACUGCUGUCUAGUGUGCUGUCAUCACCUGGCCUGUAUGUAUAGUGAAUCUGUAGGCUACUUCAUUCACAUCCACUUCACCCCCAUAGGACUAACAUGCUAAUGAGGCUAUUGGCCUAAUACAGGACAAUGCCCCACGACUUCAACAGUGCAAAACAUCGUAUUGAUGACUCUGAUGCCAAAUACCAAGCAGGCUCAUCAUCAAUACCCCUUGACCUUGUGUCCCGUAUUCAAAUCACCAUAUGAACCAAAUUCCCCAUUAUUAAUGUGCAUGAUUAUUUUAUGAAUACCCACUGUUGUUGGUUGUUCCCCCAGAAAUAGAGACAGCUGUGGGCGUCGGGAUUUGAGCUACGGACCGCAAUGGCUCAAGUAGCACAAAGAUCCAUUGUCACUCAAUCCAAGCAUUCCCCUUAGGACUCUGUCCCCUCAAGAAUGAAUGUCAUCUUGCCUCGCUAAUGAAAAUCAUGCAAUUCUCAGAGCGAUAAUAGUCCACGACAAAACCAGGGCAAAGCCAUAACAUAUCUGUUUAAAUGCAUUUAUUUCCAACCUGUUUCGAAGGCAAAUGUGUCAUUAGUUUGUCCACAUUUGGGUCAAAUUCAGAGGUGCCACUUGAAAUGACGGGCCACACCUCUAUACAUCCACGUGAGCAUAAAGUACCAUUGUGGUUGCAGAGCCAGGACUAUACAUGAAUGUCCACUUCGUAGGGUUUACUCAUCUGAGAUGGAACUGUAAAUAGGCCCCUCCAUCUCCUCUCCACACCUUCUCCUCGCCCUGAGAUCAUACAAUGGGCAGGGGUUUUAGGGAGAGGGUGGUGCUGUAGACCUAGGAGGAGGGGCAUGGUAGGCACUUUACUAACAUAGGGUAUCCUUAUCGACGUCUGGAAUGUGGUGGACGUGAGGAAUAGAGAGAGGUGUGCUAGGAGACUUUGCAGGUAGGGUUGACUGUAACCAGAUUGUGUGUGGUGAUAGCGAGAUAACGGGUUUGAGAUGGACAAGUGGUCUGUCCCGGCGUAAUCCGUUCUCGAACCUCCCUCCUUCUAUUCCCUCACCGUGUUGAGGUUGGCACCUUCGGAAAGGUCUUCCUUAUCACCUGACCUGCAGUACCUUUUUUCCUUAUGUCACCACAAGGGGCCCCGGUGACGUGGAGAGCCAGGGCACGCUGUCAGGCAGAGCACUGCCGUACCCAUAUCCCACGGUUGUGAUUUUAAUCCUAUAGGAUGGGUUGAUGGAUGCACUAGUGGCACUGGACUUACGUUUGCCAAGUAAUGUCGUAGCUUUAGAGAGCACAAGGCAGCCGACGGGAUACAGCAACGACAUUUCCGCGGGUCCUUGCAGAAUCACGUAUCACCUUGUUCACUAUUUACCCGCCACCGUGGUUUCCAUAUUUCAUUCGUACUUUAAUGGGCGCAACGAGGUUGACAACUUGAAUUUGUUGUGGCCGCGAGACAGCUUGUGAAUCCGCUCAUGGAUCUAGGAUAUUGGGUAAGGUGGUGCGCUGUCUGUUCUAUGCACGGUUGUACCAACUGUUUGUGAUUAUGUGGUCCAUGGUGGCUCUUCUGUCCAUUGUGGUACCCCGUAGAAAACCAGAAACACGCAGAGUCGUGCGCACACACACACACACACACACACACACACACACACACACACACACACACACACACACACACACACACACACACACACACACACACACACACACACACACACACACACACACACACACACACACACACACACAAUAUUGGUUCCAUGUGAAGUCAGUGAACCGUUACUCCUUUGACAUUGGAGGAAAAGCACCAAAACCUGCCUCUUGGGAGAAAAGCAAUACUGUUCAGUUGAUCCUUGUCUGUCAGUGUCUUUGUAUUAUCAAGCCUCUGUUGGUGUAUUCAGAAGGAUCGCGUCGAUGAAGAAAAAUGAUUCCUAAGGCUAGUUACUGCGUUUGUAUCUUGUUUUCAGCAGAUUCAUUUUCCCUUCUCUAACUUCAAUCAGAUCUGAGAAUGUCCAAAAGAAUACCAUCGGUAUUUCAUGUCUUGUGUGUUACUAAGUACGGAGUUAUCGUUCACUGUUUCAGUAUCUCUAGAAGAACACCGUCUGUUCAAGCCCCUCAGUAUGUUCAGUUCCGCAAGCUCUGCGCUCGACUAGCCAUGUCUGAGCUGAGAUCCACAAGCUCUGAGCUCGACUGUGCGUGCCUGAGCUGCGGGGCGCAGCAGUGAGCACGCCCAGUGUAGUGCUGCUCUAGAGGCAGUCGCAUAGCAGCAGUGAUGCAUUGUGGAUCGCAUGUUAUGGUGGACUAAAAGCUGCGAUCAGCUCAAGUCUGCCUCGAACCGUGGCAGAUCCACACGACUCACCCUGAGAGCCAACGCCUCAGGCAGCACAGACUAACAGCAUGGCUGGUAGUAUUAUGAGUACUGUUAUAGCAGUCUCAUUAAGCCCCAUUUGAUACACUCUCAUCAAACUUGCACAACCUUGAAAUUCAACAAAUGACGUUAUGUGAAUGUUCUGCAGCUCAAAAAAAGAACACUCCAAGUUUCUAACAAAGCAUUGUAGAUUACAUUGCCACAGGGUAUAUUUAUCCAAUAUAAAGAUCGACAAUGGCAGUCAGGGGACAGAAAUAGAUAUAUAUCCACUCAGUCCUAACAUUGUCUGCUUCGUAUAUAGUAGAUGUAAUAGUCGUCUGAUUUGAUACUGAUAUGGGUCUCCUGCGGCCCACUGCCGGAGCGACUCCUACUCACACUGCCAGGCCAAGAGUUUGUGAAGUCUGCUCUCUGCUUCCCACAUUCCAGUGCAGAGAACACCCACUGUUCCAACCUGCAGCAUGCCGUACAGAACAGUACAGGUCCCCUGGCCAAACUGCAUUCUAAAACUCCUUUUCUAUAGGCUCAGUUGUGCGCUGUUUUAGCCCACCAAGGCCAAGUGAAACAAACAAGCCAAAAAAAAAA